CCAACCUCCAAGGCCUCGUGGCAAUCCCAGACCUUUUUCACACUUUCCUCGUCGGCUCUCCUUUCACAGCAUCACUUCCCGCACUGUGCACGAGUUCACCAAUCUUCCCACAUCCUUCCAAGCAUCAGAAUUCCCUCUCCAUCCGAUCGCCAGCACCAGCAAGUUUUAUUGGGAACUCCUGGUGUACAUAGUCGAUCAAAUAAAGCUGCAGUGAAAAGAAAAGAAGAGCUGUUCUGAAAAGUGAAAACACACUUGGACACGUCCUGCGUAAGUGAAGCAAGCAAGCACAGAAAGUCCGCACAGUUUAGGCACACAAACCAUCAUGUCUGCCUCUCCGUCUGCGUUGCAAUCGACCAAGCGUCCGUUGGAGGACCCUUCCUCUCCCUCCGGUCCUAAUGAUCAGCCGGAAGCCAAGCGUCCUGCGUUGGACAAAGUAGUAAAGGGCGAUGAGUCCGAGGCGUAUGCCGAUGUGAAAACGAAUGCGCCGGCUGCGACUGCUGAUGGCCAGGGCGACACUGUGGUCCCCGAUGCUCCUAACUCCAAGGGCGCUCAGGAGACACAACCCAUUCAGUCGACGGCCUCUCACGCCGAGUCGACCGGUGCCCAAUCCGAGCAACACCGUCCCCAGGAUGAGUCUAGCUGGAUUCACAUUCGGGCUGUAAUCUCCAGCCAGGAGGCUGCCACCGUCAUCGGUAAAGGUGGGGAGAACGUAUCCCAGAUCCGUCGUCUGUCCGGCGCCAAGUGCACCGUCAGCGACUAUUCCCGUGGUGCCGUCGAGCGUAUCUUGACCGUGAGCGGCCCCCAGGAUGCUGCUGCGAAGGCCUUCGGUCUUAUUAUUCGUACCUUGAACAAUGAGCCCCUUGAUGCCCCUUCUACUGCCCAAUCCAAGACAUACCCCUUGCGUUUGUUGAUUCCCCAUAUUCUCAUUGGCUCGAUCAUUGGCAAGGGUGGGAGCCGUAUCCGAGAGAUCCAGGACGCCUCUGGUGCACGUCUCAACGCUUCUGAUGCUUGCCUUCCCCUGUCUACUGAACGGUCCCUUGUUAUUCUCGGUGUUGCUGACGCAGUGCACAUCGCUACCUACUACGUUGCCGUGACUCUCGUCGAGCAGCUGACAGAACGCUUCGGCGGCCCCGCUGCCUCGGCCUAUGCCACCCGCAGCGGCGGUCCUGCUGGCGCUGUGCCUGGCGGCAUGCAGGUUGUGCCGUACGUGCCUCAGCCCGCUGGUGGGCAGUACGGCCAUCCCGACACCUUCAAGCGUCACCACCCUCACCCCAACCGCGGCGCAGCUGGCGGCUAUGGCGUUCCUUACCUCCAGGGCCCGGCAGCGCAAACUCCUGUAGCCCAGCCCUCGAUGCCCUACGGUGCUACUCCCCACACCCCGUAUGCUGGCGCUGGCCCGCACCAGCCCGCGCCCUACGGUGCGCCUCAGGCGGCCGCCGCACAGGCUCGUGGUGGGCCGACGCCUGCCGCUCCCGUCGGCGGUGUCAUGCCCGGCCAGCCACUGACCCAGCAGAUCUACAUCCCCAACGACAUGGUUGGCGCCAUCAUUGGAAAGGGAGGAGCCAAGAUCAACGAGAUCCGUCAUCUGAGUGGCAGUGUCAUUAAGAUCAACGAGCCCCAGGAGAACAGCAACGAGCGUCUGGUCACGAUCACCGGUACCCAGGAGUGCAAUCAGAUGGCGCUCUACAUGCUCUACUCGAGACUUGAAAGCGAGAAGCAUCGGAUCUAGGCUAAGUGAAUUCAUCCUGUUUCUGUUCCCGCCGAUGAAUCGGUUUGCUGUCUUUCUGCUUUGCGACUACUCCAAUAGGUAUCCGUUAUAUUCCGGUGGCUCUGAUAGUUUGGUUUGGGUUCCGUCUAUAUUUUUCUUUCGGGGUCUGCGCGUUUUGUUUUCCUCAAUCUCUUUUGUGUGUACUGUAUUUAUUUGGAAAAGCGCUGUUUAAUUAAUAAUACCUUUCCCAUAACCCUUCCCUACCCUACCAUACUACACGUCAUAUU
Molecule: messenger RNA, 1995 nt
Organism: Aspergillus welwitschiae
Lineage: Eukaryota; Fungi; Ascomycota; Eurotiomycetes; Eurotiales; Aspergillaceae
Product: telomere maintenance protein PBP2
Exons: 3
Coding region: 323-1729 (468 amino acids)
Biological process (GO): regulation of gene expression; regulation of RNA metabolic process
Cellular component (GO): cytoplasm; nucleus
Molecular function (GO): mRNA binding
Source: RefSeq, a predicted model, not a curated record